AUGUCUCUGGAAAAAAGAAACGCAGCGGUCGAGAUCGAGAGAGAGCGGGAGAGAUGGAUGAAGACAGGAUUUUAGCGAGGGAGAGGCUUCAGAUCGAGCAGAUUCGACAGCUUGAUUUCGAAGAGUUGCAGGUUGAGGAGGUCGAAGAUGAUUCCGACGACGACGGCGACAACCUCGACGGAGUUCGCGGUGUCUCUCACGCGCCGUCUUCUGAUCAUGGUCUUGAUGAAGUUACAUUCAACCCAGCUUUGGCUUCUUUACAUACCUAUCUUGGCGAGGUUGAGGACACCCACAGCAGGGUUGCUUUCAUGGGUGGAGGCACCAUCUUGAAACUCCCGCUUUUCUAUCUUGAAGGAGUCGUGCUAUUUCCAGAGGCUACUCUUCCCCUUAGAAUUAUUCAAUCUAGUUUCUUAGCUGCUGUUGAGAGAGCUUUGAGCCAAGAUGAUGCUCCAUUUAAAAUUGGUGUAGUUCGUGUUUAUAGAGAAGGUAGGCAGUUCAAGUAUGCGACUGUGGGGACAACUGCAGAGAUACGACAGUACCGGAGACUUGAGGAUGGUUCAUUCAAUGUUAUUACUCGUGGCCAACAUCGGUUUCUUUUAAGGCGUUCUUGGAUGGAUGUUGAAGGAUUUCCUUGUGGAGAGUGUCAAAUUAAAGAAGAAGAAGAAGUGCCUCUGAGGACCCCUAAGGAUGCUUUUGGGAGGCUGGUACCACUAAGCAAUGUGCGAGAUCAUAGUCGCUUGGUUACCAUGUCUUCAACUGCACCUCUUGGAGAUAUGGAUGGGGAUGCUCAGUCCAUAGCAAAUUCUGAAGAAAGUUUUGAGAGUGCUCUUUCUCCAUCGGAAAGAAGGCUUCAUUUCUCAGCAGUUAACUCGAUAAUGGAUGAAUCAACAAGUAGCGAUGACGAACAAGAUAUCAGGACAUCUGGUAUCCAAUCUGGCGGGACUAAUGAGUAUGACUCCAGGUCCAUUGGGUGUUCAGCUUCUUACCGUGAUGACCAAAAGGAAGAUGUUCGGUUGUCAACCAGCGAGAGUCCGAUGUCACAAGGGAAACAUCAGAAGGAAGAAAGGCUGACAAACUGUCGGAUAAAAACUGAUCUUACUCAAUUCCGUAUGACUCCAAGAGCGUUUUGGCCAUUCUGGGUGUAUCGCAUGUAUGAUUCCUACUGUCUUGCUCAAAGAGCGGCUGAUCUGUGGAAGCAGAUAGUCGGGGCUCCAAACAUGGAUGUUCUUGUGAAUAAACCCGAUCUAUUAUCCUUUCACAUUGCUAGUAAAAUACCUGUCUCUGGGUCCUUUAGACAGGCACUCCUAGAAAUUGAUGGAGUCUCAUACAGAUUGCGGCGAGAGAUUGAAUUGCUUGAAAAUUUUGAUCUUGUUCGAUGUAAACACUGUCAGACUGUUAUAGCAAGAAGAAGUGACAUGCUGGUUAUGUCUAGUGAAGGUCCUCUCGGUGCCUACGUAAACCCGUAUGGUUUUGUGCAUGAGAUAAUGACAUUUUGUAGAGCAAAUCACAUAGCCCUCAGAGGUAGGUCAGUCAAAAAAGACAGCUGGUUUCCCGGGUAUGCAUGGACGAUUGCAAACUGUGCAAUGUGUGAAACCCAGCUGGGAUGGCAUUUCACUGCCACGAACAGGAAGUUGAAGCCGAGGUCCUUCUGGGCCAUCAGAAGCUCCCAAGUCGAUGAUAACAUGCGCUGAUGAAGAGACCGUUAAAUCCUCAAAAAUCCGACACGUCGUUUUUUCGUGCAAAGUCGCUACGGUGGGCUUCCACAAAAAAACUGGUACAAGUUCUCUACCUAACAAAGCAGUAUAUGUAGCAAAUUAUAGCGUGAGCGCCUCGGAGCUUAUAUAUACAGGUUUUUGAUGUAUUGACGAAAGGGGUGUGGAAUGUGGAUCGUUGGUUUAGGUUGAACCUAGGGAGUUGAUGUUUUGGCCCUAUAAAUAAUGGUUAGUUUCCGUCUGCCGUCGGUCAGAUAUUUCACGUCUAUCUCUUAUGAUGUUUCGAC
This is a messenger RNA of Tarenaya hassleriana, 1999 nucleotides long. RefSeq lists its product as uncharacterized. Gene Ontology annotation, biological process: protein ubiquitination. NCBI's taxonomy places the organism in Eukaryota, Viridiplantae, Streptophyta, Magnoliopsida, Brassicales, Cleomaceae. Bases 54 to 1691 code for a protein of 545 amino acids. The record is from RefSeq and is a predicted model, not a curated record. The transcript has 10 exons. Gene Ontology annotation, cellular component: Cul4A-RING E3 ubiquitin ligase complex.